AUGUCACCCUCUAUGGAUAAUUUUCAUGAGAUUCCCAUAAUUGACCUCUCCUUAGCAGAUGAUCCCGCGUCGCUUCCAGCAUUUCUCGACGCUCUUCGUUUCGCAGUUACACAGGUGGGGUUUCUCUACGUUGCAAAUCACAGAGUGCCACCGCAGGUGAUUCGGAACCUCGUGGAAAUCCUACCGAAGCUAUUCGAAUUGUCCGAAAGUGCGAAGAAUAGAAUCUCGCUGGAGAAUUCCAAGCACUUUCUCGGCUAUAGUUCCGUGGGAAGUGAAACUACGGCGGCAAAGGCCGACCAAAGAGAACAGGUGGACUUUGCAACCGAAUUGACGACUUGGCCUUCAGAACUCCCAGAAUUGCGGCCCAUCGUUGAGGCAUACAUUACUGAGCUGACUCUUCUCGGCGAGCGAUUCCUUUCUCUGGUCGCGCAGGCACUGGACUUACCCAAGGAAGCAUUUCAUCCCUUUCUCUCGGAUCAGAAUCGCCUCAAGGUAGCGCAUUACCCAGCCGUCACUCCUGGUUCUGGUGUCACUCAAGGCGUUGGCCCACAUACAGACUCUUCCGGUUGGUGGACUUUUUUACUCCAGGCAUCAGAGAAGCAUGUGAGAGGCCUUCAAGUGCUCAACAAUGCUGGUGAUUGGAUUGAUGUUCCUGUAAUUCCGGACACGUUUGUGGUGAAUGUCGGCCAAGCGUUUGAAGUGUUGACCUUGGGUACUUGCAAAGCCACCAUACACCGAGUUCUCUCAACCUGCGACGAGCGUUUCAGCAUUCCUUUCUUCCAAGGAGUCCGGAGGAAUCUGACCAAGCGAGAGGCCACCGAGUCUUUCCGAGGGCAUUUCUCUACUUUUUCGCUGAACCAAGGCCAUAAGUCAACUAUUGGACGCGCCAUUGACUCUCCUUUUCUUCAAGGCAAAUACGAUACGUGGGGGGAGAGUCAACUAAGGACCAAAAUUCGAAGUCAUCGACUUAAUGGACAAAAGUUCUACCCGCAAGUGUACAAUAAGUAUAUCGAGGAUGAUGCUUAG
Trichoderma citrinoviride is the source of this 1026-nucleotide messenger RNA. Its product is annotated as Clavaminate synthase-like protein. The record is from RefSeq and is a predicted model, not a curated record. The transcript has 2 exons. NCBI's taxonomy places the organism in Eukaryota, Fungi, Ascomycota, Sordariomycetes, Hypocreales, Hypocreaceae. The coding region runs from base 1 to 1026 and encodes 341 amino acids.